AUGGCAUACGUUGGUUGUGAUUGGCUGUCUGUGUUGUUUGGUCAGGUGACGUCGUUCAGCACCCCUCCCACCCCGGAGAGGACCCGCCCCUCAUUCUUCUCCCCGUCUCUGCGGAGGAAGGCCCCCAGGAACCGUAUCGCUGAGAUGAAGAAGAGUCACUCAGCCAACGAUAGUGAAGAGCUCUUCAGGGAAGAGGAUGACGAGGACCUGUGUAACCAGUCCAACCUGCGGUCUCGCUCCCUGUCGGGUACAGGUCGAUCCCUGGUGGGAUCUUGGCUCAAACUGAACCGUACAGACGAGUACUUCCUGCUUUACUCCCACCUGACCUACGUCACCCUGCCGCUGCACCGUAUCACCUCAGAUAUCCUGGAGGUGAGACAAAAGCCCAUCCUGAUGACAUAGCAGAUCAGAUCAGAGCUCCAGUCCUCCUCUAACUGCCCCAGAGGCCAGAGCCUCCCUACCAAGAGCCUACCUGCAUCAGGCCCUGACUGACACCACUACAACCCAGUGGCGAGAUGGAGAACUACAGCGACACUACCGCCAUCUGGUGGUGACAUGGAGGAAUUACAGCGACACUACCGCCAUCUGGUGGUGACAUGGAGGAAUUACAGCGACACUACCGCCAUCUGGUGGUGACAUGGCGGAAUUACAGCGACACUACCGCCAUCUGGUGUUGACAUGGAGGAAUUACAGCGACACUACCGCCAUCUGGUGGUGACAUGAAGGAAUUACAGCGACACUACCGCCAUCUGGUGUUGACAUGGCGGAAUUACAGCGACACUACCACCAUCUGGUGUUGACAUGGAGGAAUUUCAGCAACACUACCACCAUCUGGUGGUGACAUGAAGGAAUUACAGCGACACUACCGCCAUCUGGUGUUGACAUGGCGGAAUUACAGCGACACUACCGCCAUCUGGUGGUGACAUGGAGGAAUUACAGCGACACUACCGCCAUCUGGUGUUGACAUGGAGGAAUUUCAGCAACACUACCGCCAUCUGGUGUUGACAUGGAGGAAUUUCAGCAACACUACCGCCAUCUGGUGGUAACAUGGCAGGAUUACAGCAACACUACCACCAGGUGGCGAUUCAGAGAACUACAACCAAACCUGGCGUCAACGGCUAGCGAUGACUUAAAGGGAAACCUUUUGUAACAAUGAAAACCAGCCAAUCAAAAAGUGCCUCUUCCCUCUGUCAUGUCCCUGCUCGAUGAGGAUUCGCAGGUGGGUGCGAGGCGGUCGCCAGGGAAACAGGCAUAGCAACACAUCCUGGGACACGCCUGUCCUUCAGAAUCACAUGAUCACGAAGUGAAGCGCCAUUGGCUGAACUCUGACCUGGAACGAAAAGGAUUUAGAAUGUCUCUUGGACAAAUCUAAAAUGGAGCCCUAUUCCCUGUAUAGUGCACUGACUCUGACCCAAAGCCCUGUAGUGCUCUAUAAAGGGAAUAGGGUUCUAUUUUGGACAACGCCUCUGUUGUCUUGUAAAUAUCUUGCUGCUUAACUACUCACUGAUAAGCCUAGAGAAAGGUUACGCUUCAUUCUGACGGAACAUAAAGCUUCUCUCUGUUUUGCUGUUGCGUGUGUUUGGUUUCUUUCUCCAUCACUGUGUGGUGGUGGGGGGAAGGUUGAAGGGAUUGUGUGUGUGUGUCUACAACGUUUUAUAGGUCCCAGGGUUUUGGUGAUGUGCUGCCUGUGGUCUUCAGCGCACCACUCGCACAUAAAGGAUGUUACUCUGAGGCCCAAGUGGCACCCUAGUCCCUGUAUUGACCAGGGCUAUAGUAUAUAGGAAAUAGGGUGCCGUUUUGGGACGCGGUCUUGAGUAUCUAUUAAGUUUACUCUACAGUUUUAAAUGUGACUUUUUAACUUUCAACAGGGAACUUAAAAUGAUGAUCCGUAUAAAAAAAGACUUGGAAAUUCACACACACCUAUCAAAGACUGGAGAAAUAUCAGGAUUUUCCUCAGCACUAGAACAAGAUGGCUGAAUAUAGAGACCCAGGGCCUGCUGAUACUCAGCAUUAGUAGCCGUAACCAACACAACUCUGCGCAGGGAUACUAAAGCCUGUUGAUACCUGGUGUAACCUCGCUCCCAUUGCUGUCGCACAGAGCCUGGUAACGGUGUGGGACUGUCUAGAAACUUGGUGGGGGGGGGGGGGAAUAAGGCUGUAACGUAACAAAAUGUGGAAAAAGUCAAGGGGUCUGAAUACUUUCCGAAUGCACUGUAGAUCAGGAAACACUCUGGGCUCCAUGAAAACAAUUUAAAGAUAGUAUCGAUAUUUUAAUUGUAUUUUGGUGGUGGGAAUGGGCUUCCAUAUGUAUCAGAUGGGUUAGGGUUAAUCAAAAUAAAUGUUACACCACAUUAACCAUAA
This is a messenger RNA of Coregonus clupeaformis (lake whitefish), 2361 nucleotides long. RefSeq lists its product as uncharacterized. Lineage: Eukaryota; Metazoa; Chordata; Actinopteri; Salmoniformes; Salmonidae. The transcript is spliced from 4 exons. The coding region runs from base 1 to 402 and encodes 133 amino acids. The record is from RefSeq and is a predicted model, not a curated record.